This is a messenger RNA of Symbiodinium sp. CCMP2592, 1266 nucleotides long. NCBI's taxonomy places the organism in Eukaryota, Dinophyceae, Suessiales, Symbiodiniaceae. The record is from the annotation of a GenBank genome assembly.
AUGCAGCUUUGGGCUCAUGGAUCCGGGCUGGCCUGGGUCUGGCUUAAGUUGCUCCUGAGCUGCAGCUUCAAUGCGUCGCAUCUGUUGUUGCUACGCGUCCUGAUGCUGCGAGUGUGGAAGGCUUCUGGCGAAGAACUGACUUCAAUCACAAGGGAGGAGCUCACCCAGAUGGCAGAAGCAGAUGGCUUGCCUGUGAGGGCCCUGAAGCGGCACCUGCAUCAGCUUUGCAGGCAACCUAGAUUCCGGCAGAGACUGCUGUGGGCUGAUGGCUCUGAGCUGACCGACAACUUGAACUUGGACGAUCUCCAAGCCGGAGCCCAGGAUCUGCAGCUUGUGCUGCUCCCUUGUGCUGAAACCUCCAACGAGCAAAUGAAUGAGCUAGAUGCAGCCGCGCGGAAUGACAGCGUGCUUGAUGUUGAAGCCAUUCUCCACAGACCUCAAGAUCCGAAUUUGGGCUCAGCUUUGCAUGAAGCCGCUGUAUGCGGAAGUCUUGAAGUUGCAGCCUUGUUGGUGGAAGCUGGGGCAAGUAUCGACAAGGAGGGGGGUCAUGAUAGGCAGACUCCCAUGCACCUGGCUUCUGCACAUGGCCACUUGGAUGUGGUCCGCUUUCUCGUUCAUUGUGGUGCUGACAAGGGCAUGUUGGAUAUUCAGGGGCAGACUCCCCUUCACCUCGCUUGUGCAAACGGGCAUUUGGAGGUAGUCCGUUUCCUCCUGCUGGGUACGGGCCCCAGCAUUGACAUGCCUGGGCCUGAUGGAAACACACCUCUUCACUUGGCUUCCGCAAACGGGCACUUGGAUGAGGUUCGCUUCCUGGUGCUAGAUGCGGGUGCUAAUGUGCACUUGCACAAUGAUGAUGAAGAGACUCCGCUUCAUCUGGCUUCAGGAAAUGGACACCUAGAGGUGGUCCGUUUCCUAGUGACAGAUGGAGGCGCCGACAUAGACGCCCUGAACAUCGCAGGAUGGACUCCUCUUCACCUGGCUUGUGAGCAUGGUCGCUUCGAGAUAACCCGCUUCCUUGUGGCUGCAGGCGCCGAUAUCCACCAAAAAGAUGAUCAGCGACUCACUGCCUUGGAGCACGCGUCUUCCUGUGGGAACCCUGCGAUUGUGGACUUCCUGCUGCGAGCACACCUCAACAAGGAGCAUGUUCAGAGCGAGGAUGCAGCCCCUGCUGCAAAGCGAGUCUGUCGCAGGUGCCCGGCCAGAGCCCAGGGCCUGCGAGACCAUACCAACUCACCCGAGCCCGAAAGGCGAUGCGUGGUACAGUAG